UUUUCUAGCUUUAACUUUAACAGUAGGCUAUCUACUACAGUUACUUCCAUUUAAAUAGCUAUGAAAAGGAGCAGCACACAUGGGUCUGGAAGCGCGUUUUGUAAAAGUUGAAGACUUUUAAAGGUUGUUAAAAAAAACAACGCGUAUGUGCGCGAGAGACCGAAUGAAAACAUUGAGACGCGACGCAACGGCCGUAGUUGUUAGUCUCUCGCUCGUCUAGAUUGACCGACACUUAAGACGGACUGUAAAUGACCGCUAAACACGUCCUGGGUGAAAAGGCCUUUAAGUUUAAUAUGUUUGAGAAGCCUCGCCGAACCCACAACAUUCGCAGCGGUUUGGUAAAGGGAGGCAGGCGCUCUCUGACAGCGCGCUCAGCGUGAAGAAGGCGUAUCAUUACUCUCAGUCAUGAGGUUCCUCUGCUCGGGAGUGUUUUUAAUCAACCGUGGGGCUCAGCAGCUUUGAGAAGAAGAAAGAAGCCUUCAGAGAAACUUUUCACUCUGUUUUGAUACCCGGACCGUUCAAACGAGUCUUCACAACCAGCUCUGACGCACGUCGAAUUCGCUUUUCCACGACCAUGUCAUGAAGCGUUUCUCAGAUACGCGCGGUUUAACACAGCGCGUCGGAUUCCUGAACUGCGCGUUUGAGCGCUUGUCGCUCGACUGCGCGCCGUGAUCCGGAGGGAUGAUGUGGGGACCAAACGCACAUUCCCAAUGGUAUGUGUCUUGACUCUAGCCAGGAACAUUUGUGCAGAAGUGGGAAUGCUUUUCCGUGGGAUCUGGACGCUCCGCCGGAGGUGCUGCACAGGUCCCCUUCUGCUGCUGGGGAUAGCGGUCGGGCUGUUUUACCACACUGUGACUGUGGACCGGGACAGAACUGAGCUCAAGUCCAGUCAACGGGACCAAAGGAACAAAUCUGCGGUGUUUGAUCAUAAACUACUCCUCAAGAACCCAGAGAGACUCACAUCUCUACUAGAAGCAUCACAGACAGAUAGUUUUGUUCAUCAUUCUAAGUGCAGAUGUGCUGGAAAAGCCAUUAUUCUGACAGGCCAACGUGCUCCGACGGACACUGAGGUCCAGUUGUACCAGAGAGUCCUACAGCAGCAGGGGUAUCAAGUGGAUCAGGCCCGUUACGCAGAGACCAGCGCCUCACUCAGACAGGGCAGAAGAGAUGGAAGAGACUGGUCUGUCUUAAUAUGCCUAAAGGGCUCUGAAAAAAGUUGCCUGCGAAAAAUCAACUUCGCCCAUCCACAGCACCGCCAAAGGGUUAACAUAAUACCAGCCUUUGCAGGAGUGUUUCUGGACAUGGGCGGAGUCUGCCGGUUUCUGACGGACAGCCAGUUGUCAGGAGUGACAUUACCAAUACGUCCUUCUGCCUGCGCUUUUUCCACAUCUCCACAAGAGGGAACCCCAAAUGCUGCUGAAGAUGAGUGGAGGCGGCCAAUCACACUCAGCUAUUCGGACAUUCAGAGCAUGAAUGCCACCAUAAACGUAUACGUCUUGGUUACUUCGGCAACACCGCUGACCGCUUUUGUCCACCGCACAGCCUUGGUCAAACCCCACUUGGAUAAAACUAGUUAUGCCACCGAGUUGCAGGUAUUCUUUAGAGAAAGACUGGGUCCUGUUCUCUCUCAUAAGGCCAUUGAACACAUGAAUCACGUCAUCAGUGACAUCCUGAAAGCUGCUUUAUUAACCACAAAGGACAGCAGCUCCUCGUCCAGGUGUCAGCUGUGUUUUCAGUUAAUGACCUUCUCAUUGCACUAUAACUCUUCUCUUCAUCCGGUAGUGGUGAAGCUUCAGACUGAUCUACACUUUGACGGAAUGAAGGACCCUCACUUUGACGGACAGAUAGCCAAAGAGUAUAUGCUGGAGGAUGUGUUGAAACUGCUUUUCCCAGCAUGCAGCAGCGAGGCUGUGGAGCCUAGUUUGCCAUUUAGAACAAAGGAAGAGAACCAAAAGUACAGUGACUGUGAAGGGCCAAACGCUCUGUGUCUGCCUCCAGAUGAGAUGCAUUUAUUGCAACAGUUUAAUCAGCACCUCAAGAGACCAGGACCCUUUCAGCUGCUCUACCCUACAUGUCCUCUUCCUGACGAUCCUCAGCAUGAUCUAAUCCAGACAGAGUCCCUCAGCGCACAGGAUUAUGGAUGGAGACCAGCUCUCAUGGCCCUGCUCCAAGAGCUCAGCCUUUACUACACGAGAAAACAUCAGAUUGAAAGCUUGGAUGACCCAAAGAGCCCAGAGGCUUCAGACCCGCUGUCAAGAAAAGGGAGAUGUGUUGAUCCCCACCUGAGGCAGUUGUACACAGACCCUCCGAUGGUGCUGAUGCCAGUGUUUAAUGCAUGGGAGAAGGAAUAUCGAGCUGAGGUUCCGUUUGAUGUGAUAACCAUUCGUAUCCGGCCAGAACCAGUCAGCCCUCAUUGCCACAUUCACCUGGAUGAACAUCUUGGGCCCAGGAUGGCAAACUACCCGGUUGGCCUGGGCAACAGCAGAAUCAACAUUCUGGUGAUGGACGAAUCAGAGGCUGAACCCGUCGUCAUGACGAUAUACACUCUGCACAUAUACCGCGAAAGCAGGCCCAGUCUGCCAAUGUUUGAUGAGUAUGUGAUGUGCAGCUUCAUGCAGGACUGUGGCCUGGUGGUCAGACCAGAUCAGCCCUGCGGUUUGGAGCCCAUUCCAGGGACGAGAUCUUCAGAAGAGGCCCAGGCCUCACCUCAGCCUUGCCUCUCAGGAGAUGAACCUGGUCGUUGGGUCGUCCCAUGCCUGAGCUGUUCAGACAACAGGACUUGUGAUUGGAGAGAGGUUGCCUGGCAGCCCGACAGCUGUUAUCACCCCUUGUUGGACCAACCUCAGUUGCAAACCUGCAUGAUGGACCGGAAGGUCCUGUUUAUCGGCGACUCCACCAAUCGAGGGAUGAUGUACUACCUGAUGGAGAGGGUGAACACUACUCUGGAGGACUGGGACAAGGCCCACGACACCAUCGUCUACCACAACCUGAAUCAGGGCAGAACUAGCGCCAGCUACUCCUACUACCCACAAUUCUGGCUGCCGAAGGCCCAGAGACCCACUUUCCAAAGAGCUCUGCAGCAGCUUCUAGAAAGUGGCAAAGGCCUUGUUAACACACUGAAUGACUUUGGCAGUGUGUUUGAUGGUGGGAUGUGGGCUGCAUGUGGUUGGGAGGCCGUUUGUCAGAUCAGAGUAUGUCAGCAGGGACGGGAGGGUCUUGAGAAAAUCGUGGUGGUGGUGAAGUCUUUAGGAAUGGGUUUCCAUCUGCCUGUGGAUGGUAUUCGCUCCCUUCCACUGAAUGGAGUGCAAGAACUCUAUAAUGUGAACAAGAAUAUUCUGGAAAGUGCCAAGCAUCUUGGAUAUGAGGUCAUGUGACAGUAAAAAAUACUUCUACAUUGUUACAAAAAAAAUCUAUUUCAAAUAAACACUGUCUAUAAGCUUCCCUUUCCAACUGCUGCUUCCCAAAGAAAGUUAAAGAUCUUUAGGGUUGGUGGAGAAAGCAGGAAUCCGACCAAUGAGCAGACGGGGCCUCAAGAGCACAAGGAACCGUCGUCUCAACCUGACGUGUCCUACCACGUAAAGGGACCAGUGAACGCGGUGUAUUCGGAAAUCCUUCUCAGCAGGAUAUGUGUGAAUCACGCCGUCAACGGGACCAUUCGCCAACAGUGACAAAAAGGACAAUUAGCGGCUGGUGACGCUAACCUGUGCGUGUUUUUCAGGUGUGUGUCUGUAUGAUUAGCUGUGAAUAUGUAUAUGUGUUGAGAAAUCUGCGUAAAAGGUCUAAACUGUGCACACCGAAUGGUCUGAAUCUACUUAACCAUAUGCUGGAUCAAAGUGGUAAAUUGGAGGACGAGUUAGGUAGGUGUCGGUUUGCGCAUAUGUGUUUUAGUGUAGAGCGAUCCAGAUGGAAAAGGGGUGUGAGGGGGUUCAAUGAGACCUCCUGAAGCCCUGCCAAAAUGACUUUGGCAGCUGCGGCUUAAGGGCAGGCAGUGGCUGCGGUGCGACGCUGUAGAAAAAUAACAGACGGUUGCACGGACCCUUCAAACAGCCUUAUGAAAGCUUUCCUACAAUGCUCAUGCAACGUUCCCACAAUGCUGCUACUGCUGAACCACGGGCUGAAACGUUCCCAGUAUGUUUCGCGGCUGCUGUGGAGUGCCUUUGAUGUCACCCUGCUUCACAUUGUCACUUUUGUGGAAGCUCGGGCAACGUUUUGAAGUCUAGCUUUACACCGCCUUUCCUUCACAUGCCAGGUUCACAAGUAUUUAUGAAGUAUUUUCUAUGCCAAAGGUCUUAUGAAGUAUAUUGUAUGUUAUAGUAUUACUGUCUUAUGUUCCUCAUACAUUUAUUUUUCUACCAGUGUUUUCCAGUGCCUUUAAUAAUAAUCCGUGUAAAAUGUUAUAAAUGCUGUUUACAAAAAAGAUAUUUAUACUGUUUUGAUGGUAAACAUUUUUAUAUUGUUGCUGGGUUUACUCUAAAUUGCUGGAAUGCAUGAUGUUUCAUUUGUCCAUAAUUUACGUUAAACAGGAAGUGGCUUUUGAGGAGAGAAAAUUAGUAGGAUUAAUUUGAAAAAUCCCAUAAAAUUGAUCUUCCCACCAGUUGUUAAGCUGAGCUCAGAAUGGGCACGUACGCUAUUAAGUGAAAUGAAAUCACAUGAAACUAUGUGUUGACCUGUUAAUAUUCCGCAGUGCGUGAUAACUCUCUUUUUGAUAUGUCAGAAUUUUAGGGUCAAAUUAUUUGGAUGUUUAUGAAGAGCUAUGCCAAGAUAUUCAUCUGUGUCGCCUGUGCAUGAAAUGUAUGAUUCCAACAAUCAUGAUGAAUAUCACUUA
Messenger RNA from Sinocyclocheilus anshuiensis, 4825 nucleotides. Its product is annotated as cadherin-like and PC-esterase domain-containing protein 1. The record is from RefSeq and is a predicted model, not a curated record. The transcript is spliced from 21 exons. Lineage: Eukaryota; Metazoa; Chordata; Actinopteri; Cypriniformes; Cyprinidae.